Leguminivora glycinivorella is the source of this 1881-nucleotide messenger RNA. Its product is annotated as serine protease hepsin-like. Gene Ontology annotation, biological process: proteolysis. Gene Ontology annotation, molecular function: serine-type endopeptidase activity. The transcript is spliced from 13 exons. NCBI's taxonomy places the organism in Eukaryota, Metazoa, Arthropoda, Insecta, Lepidoptera, Tortricidae. Bases 85 to 1863 code for a protein of 592 amino acids. The record is from RefSeq and is a predicted model, not a curated record.
ACGACUUAGUACACUUUUCAACCCGACCACAUGAUCGCGUGGUACAUAAACAAUUAUUAAUAAAAAUAUUUCAACGCGAGUAAAAUGUGGUGUCGUAUUACAAUAUUUUUCUUAGUUUUGUGCCUCGGAAACACACUACCUCAGGAUCAGCAAAUAAUUUACGAAUCAGACAUAGUAACGGAGUCCCAAUCCGUGACGGAUUCGUUGUCGGUUUCUGAUGAAGCAUACGUGAACGAGCGAGCCCGACCCGAACAACGAUACCUGCCUCCCUGCUCUCAGUGUAGUUGUGGCGAACGUAACGAGGAGCCCCGCAUCGUGGGCGGCUCCGCGGCUAGCACAAACGCCUUUCCGUGGCUCGCUCGGCUCAUAUACCACAACGCCUUCGGCUGCGGGGCGUCACUCAUCAACGAUAAAUAUGUCGUGUCGGCGGCACAUUGCUUGAAAGGCUUCAUGUGGUUCAUGUUCCGAGUGACAUUUGGUGAGCACGACCGCUGCGACAAGAGCUCGCGGCCCAUCACCCGUUACGUCACCAAAGUGAUCGCCCACAACUUUUCCCUCUCCGACCUCAGCAAUGACAUCGCCUUGCUGAAGAUCAGUUCGCCGGUUACGUACUCACAUGCUGUACGGCCAGUUUGCUUGCCGAAGUAUGAAGGAAGAUCCUACGAGAACUCUAUAGCCACAGUUUCCGGCUGGGGCGCGACGGGCGAGACCAAAAACUGGUCGUGCACGCUCCUAGAGGCCGAGAUACCUGUCCUCAGCAACCAGGAGUGUAGGAACACCAAGUACAACGCCUCGAGGAUCCAAGAGGCGAUGCUCUGCGCUGGCUUCCCGAAGACUGCGCAUAAAGAUGCUUGUACUGGUGAUAGCGGUGGACCACUUAUCUCCGAAAAUUCAGAUCAUGUUUAUGAACUUAUAGGUAUUGUGUCUUGGGGCUACGGCUGUGCGAGGCUUGGAUACCCGGGCGUUUACACGAGGGUCACAAGAUAUUUGGACUGGAUCAGAGAUAAUACCGACGACGCCUGCUAUUGUAGGAUAAAAGCUGAUGAAGAACUGUUAAAGAAAAUUCAAGACGAUGAAGAUUAUCAAAAGAUACCCAAAUGCAAUUGUCGGUGCGGUGAACGCAACGAAGCCUCGCGCAUAGUGGGCGGCGUGGAGACGAUGGUGAACGAGUUCCCCUGGAUGGCGCGGCUGACGUACUUCAACAGGUUCUACUGCGGGGGCAUACUCAUCAACGAUCGCUACGUGCUUACCGCUGCGCACUGUACUAAAGGCUUGAUGUGGUUCAUGAUAAAAGUGACCCUGGGCGAACACAACCGUUGCAACGAGACGAUUCGCCCUGAGACCCGCUUCGUGACCAGAUUCGUCGCUCACAACUUCACAUACUCCACCUUUCGGCACGACAUAGCCCUGCUACGGCUCAACCAGCCUGUCAAUAUUACUGACACGAUCAAACCUAUCUGCCUGCCGCACAGUGACGAUAACACAUACGUAGGCGUGAACGCCAUAGCAGCGGGCUGGGGAUCAGUAACCGAACAGAAGAACCACUCCUGUGUAUUAAAUGACGUGGAGCUGCCUAUCCUCAGCAACGACGCUUGCAAGAAGUCCAAGUAUGAGGAGGCCAUGAUAGCUGACGAUAUGCUGUGCGCCGGCUUUCCUGGUCAGGGAAUGAGGGACACUUGUCAGGGAGACAGUGGCGGACCCUUGGCAGCCGAAAGGAGAGAUAAACGCUACGAGCUUUUAGGCGUGGUCUCGUGGGGUAUUGGCUGCGGACGUUCCGGGUACCCGGGAGUAUACACGCGGGUCACCAAGUACCUGUACUGGAUCCGGCACAACGCACGCGAAGGAUGCUUCUGCUCUGAUUAGUCAUUUAAUAUAUUUUAG